CGCCCCGCCCCGUCCGGCGCGGCCUGGCUCACUCGGUUCUCCUGGCCCCCCCGGACCUUAGACUACGGCCUCACCACCUCUCCGGUCCGGUCAUGGGCCCGGCCGAUCGCCCGGCACUGAGGUCGCCAUCUUCGCCGCCCCCUCCCCCAUCGCCGCCGCCGCCGCUGCUGCUACUGUUGCCCCUGCUGCCUUUGUGGCUGGGCCUGAUGGGUCCCGGAGCCGCGGCGGACGGCAGCGAGCCGGAGGCCCGGGCUGGGCGGGGCGGAGCCCGCGCAGUGCGGGUGGAUGUGAAGCUGCCGCGGCAGGACGCCCUGGUUUUGGAGGGUGUCAGGAUCGGUUCCGAAGCGAGUCCGGAACCUCUACUGGGCGGCCGCCUGCUGCUGAUGGAUGUCGUGGAUGCUGAGCAAGAGAUACCCGCAGAUGGCUGGAUUGCAGUGGCAUAUGUGGGCAAAGAGCAGGUCGCCCAGUUCCACCAGGAGAAUCAAGGCAGUAGCCAGAAGGCAUAUCCCAAGGCUCUGGUCCAGCAGAUGCGCCGAGCCCUUUUCCUGGGAGCCUCUGCCCUGCUUCUCCUCAUCCUAAACCACAGUGUGGUCCGAGAGUUGGACAUAUCCCAGCUCCUGCUCAGGCCAGUGAUUGUUCUCCAUUACUCUUCGAAUGUCACCAAGCUGUUGGAAGCGCUUCUGCAGAGGACCCAGGCUACUGCUGAGAUCAGCAGUGGAGAGUCCCUUUCAGCCAACAUCGAGUGGAAGCUGACAUUGUGGACCACCUGUGGUCUCUCCAAGGAUGGCUACGGUGGCUGGCAGGACUUGGUGUGCCUGGGAGGUGCUCAAGCCCAGGAGCAGAAGCCCCUGCAGCAGCUAUGGAACGCCAUCUUGCUUGUGGUCAUGCUCUUGUGCACAGGCCUUGUGGUUCAGGCCCAACGGCAGGCAUCAAGACAGAGCCAGCAGGAGCCUGGAGGCCAGGAGGAUUUGUUCAAACGCCGUGUGGUUCGGAGACUAGCAUCCCUCAAGACCCGGCGCUGCCGGCUGAGCAGGGCAGCACACAGCCUUCCAGAGCCUGGUGCUGAGACUUGCGCUGUCUGUCUUGAUUACUUCUGUAACAAGCAGUGGCUCCGGGUACUGCCCUGUAAGCAUGAGUUCCACCGAGACUGCGUAGACCCCUGGCUGAUGCUACAACAGACCUGCCCACUAUGCAAGUUCAACGUCCUGGGGAACCACUACUCAGAUGACUAACUCCCCAGUGGAGAGUCUGCACUUCGGGAUGGACCUUUCCCAGCCUAUACUACAGGAGAGUGGGAUGGGCAGACCAGCUAGCCCUGUGGGCAAAGGAAAGGUUCCCACCAUGCCCAUGAUGGAUAGGAGGGACUCACACCUCCAGGCUGAAGACACAGAGCCAGGACCCAGCAAGCAAGGAGAAAUCAUUAGAGCCCUUCUCUGCAAACCUGGGGUAUUGUGUCUGUCCUCAUAGGCAGCUCCCACAACUCUGGGAAAGAAAAUAUGGCCACUACAUCUGUCCACAGCACUCUGGAGCUUCGGUGUUGAAUUUUAUGCUAUUUAUUGGGGGAGAAUAUGUGUGGCCAUGGGACCCACUGGCAUGACCGUGUCUUUCGGGCCAUGGCCUGAUCAAAUCAAAGAUGACGUUAAAGUGAGCCUGCUCCACUCCCUGCUGCCCGUCCAGCUGGAUUCCUCCAGUCUGGCUGGGAUCAGAGGCCUUAGAAACCAUCUAGUGCUGUAUUUCUUGGUUGGCCUAAAUGUUACUGCAGGAUACUUGAGGCCACAGAAUACAUGUGGUGCAUCUGCCAAGGGCAUCAUUACAAGAAAAAAACAAAAACACAAAAACAAAUGUUUGGGUAGGGAAGUUUUAAUAGUAAAAUAAACAUGGAAUAUAUUUUAACAUAAGACAUAAA
Molecule: messenger RNA, 1906 nt
Organism: Rattus rattus (black rat)
Lineage: Eukaryota; Metazoa; Chordata; Mammalia; Rodentia; Muridae
Gene: Rnf215
Product: ring finger protein 215
Exons: 9
Coding region: 93-1232 (379 amino acids)
Biological process (GO): ubiquitin-dependent protein catabolic process
Cellular component (GO): cytoplasm
Molecular function (GO): ubiquitin protein ligase activity
Source: RefSeq, a predicted model, not a curated record